AUGCCUACCGGGCAGGUUCUACUGUACUCUGGCUUGCGAAGCGAAAACGCUCAACGUGCCAACCGGUGGAAGCCAAUAAACGAGCGGAUAAUCGUGGCUAGAUUCAGGACGCGGGUCAGAAACCUGAACUUCGUUCAAGUUUACGCGCCGACGGAUGCUGCCGACUUGCAGGAAAAGGAGGAGUUUUACAGUCAACUGAGAGGAGUUGUCAACGAGAUCCCGAAGGGUGACAUCCGAAUCUACGCAGGCGACUUCAACGCGAAGUUAGGCUCUGACAACACAGACCUGGAGCGCAUCAUGGGGCCCCAUGGUCUUGGAGAAAUGAGCGAGAACGGUGAGCUGUUUACAGAGUUCUGUGGUAACCAAGACAUGGUGAUUGGGGGAUCGCUCUUUCCCCAUCGCUCAGUGCACAAAGUCACGUGGGUUUCACGUGAUGGAAGAACGGAGAAUCAGAUAGACCACAUCUGCAUCAGCCGCAAGUGGAGAAGAAGCCUGCUUGAUGUGCGGAAUAUGCGCAGUGCCAACAUUGCAUCCGACCACCACCUCGUUGUCGGCGAAAUACGACUACGGGUAGCGCGUGUCGUACGGCAAGAGGAGAAAGUCGGUUGUAGGUUCAACGUGCAACGUCUGUCGAAUCCCGAAGUACGCAGGGCUUUUGUCGGCGAGCUCCAAACCCGAGCCUUGGAGAUUCCGGACAGCACUGUUGAAGAGGAGUGGCAGUUCAUCAAUGACGCCUUCGCUGUUAUCGGCGAGAAUACUCUGGGAAUGCUGCGAACUCAGAGGAAGGAGUGGAUUUCGGAUGCCACCUGGGAUAAGAUAGAGGAGAGGAAGCAGGCUAAGGCUGCCAUUGUUAGCGCAAGGACGAGAGCGACGAAGGCACGUACCCGCCAAACGUACGCCGAACUGGAAAAGGCUGUUAAGCGCUCUUGCAGGCGGGACAAGAGAGCCUGGACGGAUUCCCUUGCCGACGAGGAAAAGAAUGCUGCUAACAAUGGCGACAUGUGCCUCCUCUACGACAUUACACGAAGUUUGUGUGGUGCCAGGACGAAUACGCGCAUUCCGGUGAAAGAUACGAGCGGUCAGCUGAUUACCGAUCCAGCUGAUCAGCUUAAACGAUGGUUCGAGCAUUUUGAGCAGCUGCUACAAAUCUCGCAUCCACGUCCAAGCCCUCAGUACCAUCCGCAAAAUGUCAGGCGGAUCAACCGGGUGAACUCAAGUCCACCUACGCUGAGGGAUAAAGAGGAAGCCGUGAAAUGUAUGAACUCGGAUGCUGCAUCGGCUUUCAGCAAAAUCUGGGACACCGCGACUUUUCCGGUCGACUGGAUGCAGGGCAUUUUGGUGAAGGUUCCCAAAAAGGGUGACCUCACCAACUGCGACAACUGGCGUGACAUUACGCUGCUGUGCAUAGCUCUGAAAGUCCUAUGUAGAGUGAUCUUGUGCAGGAUCAAAUCGAAGAUCGACGAGUCUCUUCGACGGCAGCAAGCAGGGAUUCUCUCCAUCUGGUCUUCGUUUAUUAUGAAAAAGCGUUUGACCGUCCCAGAGUGCCGUGUUGUGCAUAACGGAGUCUUGUCGUGUAGCAGUACCAUCAGUACAACCCUCUGCCGCAAGAACGGCAGACAGAAAAGAUGA
This is a messenger RNA of Culex pipiens pallens (northern house mosquito), 1629 nucleotides long. RefSeq lists its product as uncharacterized. The record is from RefSeq and is a predicted model, not a curated record. The transcript is spliced from 4 exons. Bases 1 to 1629 code for a protein of 542 amino acids. Lineage: Eukaryota; Metazoa; Arthropoda; Insecta; Diptera; Culicidae.